CUUGGAUAGUUCUACGUUACCCAACAGGCGACUUCUUGAUUCAAGUUUCGAAUAAUAUCCGCAAUUAUGACGGAACUUGUGGUUACUCAAAGUACUUUCACAGAACCAGCGAUAGCUCAACUAGGGCGUAGGCGCUUUGAAAAUCCUCUUACCGCUUUAAGCCCAAUGCACUGGCCUUUCCCCAAUGGGAUGUUUGUAUACAGAAACUUGCAAGGCGUUUCGAUGGAGUUUGCGUAGAUGAUCAACAUUACUCUAAGGAAUCUAACCCAGGCGUAUGUGUAAAGGGUGAU
Messenger RNA from Cucurbitaria berberidis CBS 394.84, 290 nucleotides. RefSeq lists its product as uncharacterized. The coding region runs from base 67 to 237 and encodes 56 amino acids. The transcript has a single exon. NCBI's taxonomy places the organism in Eukaryota, Fungi, Ascomycota, Dothideomycetes, Pleosporales, Cucurbitariaceae. The record is from RefSeq and is a predicted model, not a curated record.